ACCCCAAUCAAUAUUUCUAUCUCUUCUUUUUCAAUCACACAUUCAGACACUUUAACAAAACCUGUCCAUUUCUCUUCCUCUCUCUUCUCCUCUCCCAAAUCCUUGCUUCAUUUUCCAUACCUCUACUAUUUUUCUCUAUUAUUAUUUAUUUUAAUUAAUUUAUCGCAUUCAUAAAAAAAUAUUUCUUAUUAAUUAUUAGAAGUAUUUAUAAUAAUAAUAAUAAUAUAAUUAUAACUAAUUUUUUAUUUUUAGAAAAAAAAUGGAAGCAUACUAUCACACUCAUAAUCAUAAUAUUGGUAAAAUCAAUGAAAUCCAAAAAAAUAAUUCUAAUAAUUUUCAUACACUAAUUUUUAUGAACCCAAAUUUAGCUAAUCCUCAAAAUCACCAACAACCAUCACAAUCUCCACCUUGUUCAUCCCACAACAUCCUUCUCUUAAACUCGGCCGCCUCGGUCGCCGCCUCGCUUUCCCCUCACCACCACCAAUUAGUUACUCUCCCGAAUUCAUCGCCCCAAUCGAGUGAUGUUAUGUCGUACGGAUACCCAUCUCAGGAGGCGCGUGAGGUUCCACGCGCCACCCAGGGUUUAUCAUUGAGCUUAUUUUCUCAUAAUUCAGCUAUAAAUGGGUGUGGGUCCCACCAAGGUGGGGAGGGUUUAGAUUUGGGGUCUGAGUACUUGAAAGCUGCUCAAGAGUUGCUUGAUGAAGUUGUUCAUGUGGGUGAUGAUGGUGGGUUUAGCAAUAAGGGUGUCGUCGAGACGCCAUCGGAGGAGAGAGAAAAACUCUCCGAUGGCGGCGGUGGUGGUGCGGAGCUGAGUACGACCGAAAGGCAAGAGAUUCAGAUGAAGAAGGCUAAGCUUGUUACCAUGCUAGAUGAGGCAGAGCAAAGGUACAAGCAAUACAAUCAGCAAAUGAGAAUAGUAAUUGAGUCAUUUGAGCAAGCAGCUGGGAUUGGAUCAGCCAAGACAUAUACUGCACUAGCACUCAAGACGAUUUCUAAGCAGUUUAGGUGCCUAAAAGACGCGAUUCAAGAGCAAAUUCGAACAGCCAACAAGAGUUUAGGUGAUGAUCAAGAAGGGGGUUUGGGUUCAUUGCCUGGUGGGAAGAUUGAAGGGUCGAGAUUGAAGUUUAUCGAUCAUCAAAUUAGGCAGCAACGCGCGUUCCAGCAGCUAGGAAUGAUUCAAAAUCCUACUGCUUGGAGGCCUCAAAGAGGACUGCCUGAGCGAUCUGUUUCUGUUCUUCGUGCUUGGCUUUUUGAGCACUUUUUACACCCGUAUCCUAAGGACUCGGAUAAGAUUAUGCUUGCCAAACAAGCAGGACUUACUAGAAGCCAGGUAUCAAAUUGGUUCAUAAACGCCCGUGUUCGUUUAUGGAAGCCAAUGAUUGAAGAAAUGUACAAAGAAGAGCUUAAGGAACAAGAACAAAAGGAAGGAAUAUCAGAGGAAAAAGCACUAGGAAGCAGCAAGGAAAACAGCACCAAUGAGGAAAACAAUCAAGAGAAUAUCAACAAUGGUGAACAAAAAGAACAAAACAAUGGUGCUUCAACUACUUCAUUCAUUCCCAUUACGACGAAUUUGAUCACACCCUUUAAAGGGAAUGAUCCAAUGACUCAAACCCAUCAUGGGUUUAGCCUAAAUGUUCCCCAAAGAAACCCCAAAAGACAGAGGGAUGAUCAUGUUCUUGGGUAUGAAAAUGGGGGUACUAAUGGGGAAAUCUUGAUCAAAUUUGGGGAUGAGAAGCAAGAAAGUGAGAAUGAAGGUGGGUAUCCCAUAAUAUCUGGGGGAAUGAACUUUUUAGGGGGUGGGGAAUUGGGAUCAUACCCAAUUGGAGAUAUAGGAAGGUUUGAAACACAUGAUUUCUCUGCACCAACAAGGUUUUUCAAUGGGAAUGGGAUUUCCCUUUCCUUAGGACUCCCUCCGUCAUGUGAAACCCAUCCACAUGGUGGUGUGCUUGAUAAUCUUUCGACUACAAAUCACUCAUUUCUAUCGUCUACUCAGAAUAUUCAGUUCCGAAGAACUAAUGAAUUUGGUGGAAUGAAUAGCCCUCCUUCACACUCGUCUACAGGUGCAUUCGAGUGUCUUGAGAUGCAAAACCGUAAAGGGUUUGCGCCUCAGUUGCUACAAGACUUUGUGGCCUAAGUGAGUAUUACUGUAUCACGUUCAUAAAAGCUAUAAUCAGGGUCCGGAGAAUCGUGAUAAUAUAGUGUGUAUAGGAGUAAUACCUACCAAAAUUAGAAGUUAGAAAUACUGCUAAAUUCAACUUGUUGAAAUGUUGAGAAUAGUAUAAAGGUAUUGGGAAUGUAUAUUAAUUUUGUAGCAUAUUGAUGUUAUAUUGUAGUAUAUGGAUAGUAAAUAGAAUGGAAUGUUAUCAUAUUACAUUUGAAUAAGACAACUCUGAAUGGCUUUGUUCUUAUUUUGCAAGAAUGGUGAUUUUUUU
This is a messenger RNA of Amaranthus tricolor (Joseph's coat), 2432 nucleotides long. Its product is annotated as BEL1-like homeodomain protein 1. Bases 260 to 2134 code for a protein of 624 amino acids. The transcript is spliced from 4 exons. The record is from RefSeq and is a predicted model, not a curated record. Gene Ontology annotation, biological process: regulation of transcription by RNA polymerase II. Lineage: Eukaryota; Viridiplantae; Streptophyta; Magnoliopsida; Caryophyllales; Amaranthaceae. Gene Ontology annotation, molecular function: RNA polymerase II cis-regulatory region sequence-specific DNA binding; DNA-binding transcription factor activity, RNA polymerase II-specific.